Molecule: messenger RNA, 7889 nt
Organism: Ornithorhynchus anatinus (platypus)
Lineage: Eukaryota; Metazoa; Chordata; Mammalia; Monotremata; Ornithorhynchidae
Gene: PCDH19
Product: protocadherin 19
Exons: 5
Coding region: 47-3346 (1099 amino acids)
Biological process (GO): homophilic cell-cell adhesion
Cellular component (GO): plasma membrane
Molecular function (GO): calcium ion binding
Source: RefSeq, a predicted model, not a curated record
AGCAGGUAGAGAGGCAGGGAGGUGCGGUCGGGGGCUCCGGCGGGCCAUGGAUCCCCGGUUCCCCUCGGCGCUGCUGGCGGCCUGGCUGUGGGCGGGGGCGGCGGCCCUGGUGAACCUGAAGUACUCGGUGGACGAGGAGCAGCGGGCGGGGACGGUGAUCGGGGACGUGGGGCGCGACGCCCGGGCGGCGGGCUUCGCCCUGGACCCGCGGCAGCCGCCGCCGGGCUUCCGCGUGGUGUCCAACUCGGCCCCGCACCUGGUGGACCUCGACGCCGGGUCGGGCCUGCUGGUGACCAAGCAGAAGAUCGACCGGGAGCUGCUGUGCGGGCCGAGCCCCCAGUGCCCCAUCUCGCUGGAGGUGAUGUCGGGCUCCCUGGAGAUCUGCGCCGUGCAGGUGGAGGUCCGGGACCUGAACGACCACGCGCCCAGCUUCCCCGCCGACCCCAUGGAGCUGGAGAUCUCGGAGACGGCCAGCCCGGGCACCCGGCUGCCGCUGGACAGCGCCCACGACCCGGACGCGGGCCCCCUGGGCGUGCAGGCCUACGAGCUGAGCCCCCGCGACCUCUUCGGGCUGGAGGUGAAGACCCGCGGCGACGGGACGCGCUUCGCCGAGCUGGUGGUGGAGCGGCCGCUGGACCGGGAGACCCAGGCGCGCUACACCUACCGGCUGACGGCGCGGGACGGCGGCGACCCUCCGCGCCAGGGCUCGGCGGCGCUGACCAUCCGGGUGACCGACUCCAACGACAACCACCCGGUCUUCGCCCAGCCGGCCUACGCCGUCAGCCUGCCGGAGGACGCGCCGCCCCGCACGCCGGUCAUCCAGCUCAACGCCUCGGACCCGGACGAGGGCACCAACGGCGAGGUGGUCUACUCGUUCGGCGGCUACGCGGGCGAGCGGGCCCGCGGCCUCUUCCACCUGGACGCCCGCAGCGGGCUGGUGACGGUGGGCGGCCCGCUGGACUACGAGGAGGCCCGCUCCUACGAGCUGGACGUGCAGGCCAAGGACCGGGGGCCCAACGCCGUGCCGGCCCACUGCAAGGUCACCGUGCACCUGCUGGACGUCAACGACAACGCGCCCGUCAUCAACCUGCUGUCGGUGCACGGCGAGCAGGUGGAGGUGAGCGAGGCCGCCCCGCCGGGCUAUGUCAUCGCCCUGGUGCGGGCCUCCGACCGCGACGCGGGGGCCAACGGCCGCGUCCGCUGCCGCCUCCUGGGCAGCGUGCCCUUCCGCCUGCAGGACUACGAGAGCUUCUCCACCGUGCUGGUGGACGGCCGGCUGGACCGCGAGCAGCGCGACCGCUACAACCUCACCCUGCAGGCCCGCGACGGCGGGGCCCCGGCGCUGCAGAGCGCCAAGUCCUUCACCGUCCGGGUCACCGACGAGAACGACAACCCGCCGCGCUUCUCCGAGCCCCGCUACCGGGUGGCCGUGCCGGAGAACAACACGCCCGGGGCCUACCUGCUGUCGGUCACGGCCCGCGACCCGGACCUGGGCCCCAACGGCAGCGUGGCCUACCAGAUCGCGCCGUCGCAGGUGCGGGACAUGCCGGUCUUCACCUACGUGUCGGUCAACCCCAGCUCCGGCGACGUCUACGCCCUGCGCUCCUUCAACCACGAGCAGACCCGGGCCUUCGAGUUCCGCGUCCUGGCCCGCGACGGCGGCAGCCCCCCGCUGCAGGCCGACGCCACCGUCCGGGUCGUCGUCCUCGACGCCAACGACAACGCGCCCGUCAUCACCGCCCCGCCGCUGGUCAACGGCACGGCCGAGGUGUCGGUGCCCCGCCGCGCCGGGCCCGGCCACCUGGUCACCGUCGUCCGCGCCGCCGACGACGACGACGGCGACAACGGCCGGCUGGCCUACGAGGCCGCCGCCGACGGCGACCGGUCCUUCUUCCGCGUCGACCCGGACAGCGGCGAGGUCCGCACCGCCCGGCCCCUCGACGACGCCGCCAAGACGGCCUUCGAGCUCGUCGUCGUCGCCCGCGACCACGGCGACGCCGCCCUCUCCGCCUCCGCCCUCAUCCUCGUCUACCUCGCCCCCGGGCCCGACGCCCACGAGGCCCUGGCCUCCGUCAACCUCUCGCUCAUCUUCAUCAUCGCCCUGGGCUCCAUCGCCGCCAUCCUCUUCGUCACCAUGAUCUUCGUGGCCGUCAAGUGCAAGCGCGAUAACAAGGAGAUCCGCACCUACAACUGCAGAAUUGCCGAGUACUCCUAUGGGCAUCAAAAGAAAUCAAGCAAGAAGAAAAAAAUCAGCAAGAAUGACAUCCGUCUGGUACCCCGGGAUGUGGAAGAGACAGAUAAAAUGAACGUUGUCAGCUGCUCCUCUCUCACUUCAUCGCUAAACUACUUCGACUAUCACCAGCAGACCUUGCCCCUGGGCUGCCGCCGGUCGGAGAGCACCUUCCUCAACGUGGAGAACCAGAACACGAGGAACGCGGGCUCCAACCACAUCUACCACCACACCUUCCCCGGCCAGAGCCCCCAGCAGCCGGAUCUGAUCAUCAACGGGAUGCCACUGCCGGAGACUGAAAACUACUCUUUGGAUUCAAACUACGUGAACAGCCGAGCCCACUUGAUAAAAAGCAGCUCAACGUUCAAGGACUUAGAAGGAAACAGUCUCAAGGAUAGUGGACAUGAGGAGAGCGAUCAGACCGACAGCGAACACGACGUCCAGCGGGGCCUGUAUUGCGACACUGCCGUCAACGAUGUGUUGAAUACCAGCGUUACAUCCAUGGGGUCUCAGCUGCCCGAACACGAUCAGAAUGAAGGAUUUCAUUGUAGGGAAGAGUGCCGGAUCCUCGGCCACUCCGACAGGUGCUGGAUGCCUCGGAACCCCGUGCCCAGCCGGGCCAAGUCGCCCGAGCACGGCAGGAAUGUCAUCGCCCUGUCCAUAGAGGCGACCACUGCGGACACGGAGCCUUACGAAGAGUGCGCCACCAAGAGGACUUUUGCCACGUUUGGUAAAGACGGGGGCGACCAGCCGGCCGAGGAGCGGGCCCCCGCCAAGGGCAAAAGGACAGUCGACCUGCCGCUCUGCAGCCCCAAGGUCAACGGCGCCAUCCGGGAAGCGGGGAACGGCUGCGAGGCGGUCAGCCCCACCACGUCGCCUCUCCGCCUCAAGAGCCCACUGUCUGCCAAACCCCCGGCGUCCUACAACAUAAUGCACUGUCCAGCCACCAACCGCGACCUGGAGCCGUUUGCGAACAGUGGGCCCUCCAGGCCGUCCGAGGCAGAGCCCCGGGGCGCAGACAGUGAAAACAUAAUGCAUGAAAUCAACCCGCUUCUGCAAGAAUGUCGAGAAAGAGACUCACCGGGAGGGAAGAGAUUGAAAGACAUAGUACUCUGAACACGGCACAAAGGAAGGAGAAACGAUCCGACGACAAGCGCGUAUUGUUUUUAAUGGCUUUCCAAUGGUUCACAAAUCGCUGUAUUUAAAAGCUUUCCCUAAAUGUAUCGUUUAUAAAUGAAGCUAUCGUUCUGUGACAAUCCCUCUUGUUUCAACAGGCAGCAGGGGUGUUCAGUUGGAGCAAAUUUGCUUUGGGUUUCUUGUUCACGGGGGCCGUUGGAGUGGGGAAAUGGUAAUGCAAAUUCAGUCGUAAGAAGUAUUCUGUACUAAGUAUUUUGAAUUUAUAUAUUUUUCUAUAUCAAAAUUAUAAUAUCAAGUACCAUUAUUUGUAAGAAUUCAAUUGAAAGCAAAUGAUCUGGACAGCGUCAGUAAACGCACUAAGUUUUUCGUAAUGUAGACAAGUAAUGGCCAUUUCUUGUGUACCAGUUUGAAAGAAGCCAGUGGCUUAAAACAGUUACCCGACCAAAAGUUGUUUCUAGAGCUCACGUCCUUGAAAAGCUCACGUCUAGAGCUCUUUUGCCGUGGACACCCCUGAUUAAGACCCCUUUUGCUGUCACAUGCUAUCUGUACUAUUAUCGUAUUUGAUAUUGCAAAUUACUGUAUGUUUAGUGAUGGCAAAAGGCUUUAAGGGUUUUUUUAAUUUUUUAAAAAAGCAAAUAGAACCAACGGUACCUAUGGACCGAAUAUUGGAGACCAGGGGAAAAACCGCACAUUCCCGAACCCUGACAGCAAAGACUUCAUUGUCUCAUCCAGGGUACUCCCCUGACCUUAGCGUCUUCUUAAGGCGACGAUCAUUGUGGAAAGUCUUUUUUGGGUCUUAUGAUGCCUAAUUUGUCAGAAAUAUUGAGCUGAAAUUUUAUGUGAAUCACUUUUUUUAUUCCGGUUUUCAGGCACCAAAAGUUCCUCCAGUAGAUAUUGGUUUUCGGGUUUAGGCACUCCCCCUCUCAUCUUCUAAAAUGCAGAAUGGCUGAAUCUACUUAGAAAUCUAAAUUUGCCUAUCUUUAGAUGCGCAUGCACUCCCUGAUUUGGUUUUCCAAUCAUUGCUAGAAUUACACCACCUUAGUGCAUAGGGAGUUGGAAUGGGGAGGAUUAUCAUUUCCUUCUCCCGCGGUCUUCUAAAUAACUGUAGAGGAAGCAAUAUGAAGUGUACACUUAGGAAAAACCUGGUGAAAUGUAACAACGUUACUAAUCAAAAUAAUGUGCCUUCCAAAUGAAGAAAAAUGAAAGUGAGUCUUUUCGUAACUAGUACAUUUUUGUGUGAUGAAAAAUUUAAAUAUGUACAAAACUGUUAAAAUAUAAAUCCAUUGGAUUUACUUAACAGUUUUUGGGGUUUGUUUUUGGUGUGGGAUGGGACAUAUAUAUAUGUAUAUAUAUAUAUAUAUAUAUAUAUAUAUAUACAUGGAUAUAUACAUAUAUAUAUGGAUUUUCUUUUAAACCAAACUGUACAUUAUUGACUGCUUGGGUGUGUUUUUUUUUGUUUUUUGUUUUUCUUUUUCAGGUAACUAUUCAUUUUUGUUCCUUUUUUUUCCAAAUCAAAAAUAUAUCCUUACUGCCUAAUAGUUCACUUCUAUGAAACAAACAAAAACCAACUCACAGAGAUCUCACCUCUUCUUGGCCUUGGCACUAACACAGAUGUGUCUUGGAACUGGUCUCAUUAGUAAAAUAUAUUGAAAUUCUGAAAUAAAUGCAGAUAGAAAGCUCCUGGUGCCAGGGCACUCAAUUUCUGAUGAGCUCCAGUCUUUUUUUUUUUCUGGAGUGAAGGUAGGGAAGUCAAAUAGGUUUAAGUUUUCAGUUAUUUCUGUGAGAGCCCAUGACUUGGUCCAUUAUUAACUAUAUUUGAUGGGGGUGUGAGGGGCUAAUUUAAAAAAGUUUCCAGCAAAGAACCGCUAGCGAAACUGCAAACACUUCCUUCAUAGGACAACUACCUCAGUCAAAUGUCUCUGCAACCAAUGGCCUUCUGAAAUGGACCCAGAAUGAGCAGUCCACUGUUGCUUCACAAAACUUUGGUUCCUUUAUCUCAGAUUAAAUUCUCUAGUUUGUAUUGGGACACAAGUGUGACUGCUCUUGCAUGGGCUCUGAACAAGUGCUAGGGGAGGCAGAAGACAGGUGCCUGGAAAGACAGAGUUAUCUCUACGGAAUCACACAGCUCCCGGCAGCAGAGCGUCACCCAGAUAGAUGAGCGGCGGCGUAGAUUUUUCUUGCUUUCUGCAACUGAGGAUAUCCAGCUCCAACUUGUCCAUCUUCCCCAUCAAGCCACAGUCCGUGUUCUGGCCCAUUCCUUUGGGUGGCUCUGUAUCUGGUUGGGGAAAGUCAAGGGCUGGCUGCAAAAUAGUUUGGGAGAUAGUUGACCUGCACAUUUUCUAAAAAGUAGCAUUCUCUAGUCCCACUCGCUCUCUGAAUCGCGGAAACACUAGUGCAGUGUUGGGGCUUGUGAGUUGGGCAGAAAGUACCUCUACUGGUUCAAGAUGUGAUUUGAAGACUGGGAUAGAAUUAAUGGGGAGAUUCAUUUUCCCUAUUCCACUUGCCUGGCAAAGACUAAAGAGACCAAAGGGUCAGACCUCAGGAAUUCUCCUGGCUGCAAGCAUGUGAUGUGCCCUCCCCUCGAGAGGUAGAGUCCCUUUUGGAAUGGCUGGGGCUCCAUUUUGUUUCAUCUCACUUCCUGUUUGGGAGAUACUCUUGUACCCAACAGCAGUGACCUAACAACUUGGGCAAUUCCUAGGACCCAAAGCUCCCCGCUACCAUAUAGUUUUUUAUUUUUUAAUCCUGUUUGUUUUCCCAGUUUGGGGAGAAAGAAUCACCAGGGAAUGGGGACUUAGGAGUCAUUUAAUAUUGUGCCUCCUUUUUCCCUUCCCCUGUAAAGAGUAAGGUAUGAACCUGUUCAAAUUAAGACUCUCUUCAACCUCCAUCGCCACAAAGGCAGGUAUCCACAGAGCCAUCAACCUUAUUGCAGACAGCUCAUUGUCAAACCUUGAAUCCACGUGCAAGGCGUUGAUCGAAUGACCAGAUGCAAUAUCAGACAUGCUGAUCUCCAAUUAAAAGGGUUAAAGGGAAAUUAGCCCGAGAUCCCCAACUGCCUGACUUUUGGCUUCUUCUCAAGAUAUUUCAUCUUUUCAAUACCUUUUUCUUCUAUCUGUGCUUGGUAGUGUGUUACCGAUUUGUCUAUUUAAAAGUUAGGUAUAUUAUCCCCAAAAUGCUAAAUUGGAGGCGCUGACUGAAAUCGGAGAAGCAAGGUGCAGUCUGGGAGUGGGAUCAGGGAAAGGGAAGAGGCACAAGGGGGGUCUGGGAUUUAGGGUCGGUAAAGGGUUACUGUAUAUUACAGCAAUGUUGAUUGUAAUUUCAAUUCAGCUCAUGAGAACCACUUUGAUACACACUUUUCCCCACACAUUUAUCUUUUUGACAAACAUGAUCCACCCUGGGCAGUAAGAAUCUUUAUAACUAGUGGUUUGUUUGUUUUUUUGUUAUAAAUGAACUUAAGCUCAUUGUAUAAAAUCUUAGUGUUUGGUUGGAUAAUUAGGAAACCAUUUCAUGAGCUCAAUUGUCUUCUAUAGUGAAGUCCAUGGCAGCACUUUCUAAAAACAUAAAAAAGUAAUCUUCAAAGGGGAAAGUUUGGGAGAGGGUGGAUUUGCGUGAAUAAAACAAACAGACAAAAAAAUCACUUAAGGGCAUAAUGCAUUGUCCUGAAGUUGAGACUACGCCUGUUUUAUUGUGAGGCUGGAGAUGGCCUUUGGGUAACGUAUUGUGCCGAAGUGAAUUACUUUCAACUAGGAAACAAGUUACUUUUGUAAAGAGCAUAUUGUCUGAUUAAUAUGUUUAAAUUGCUCUUUGAAAAAAAAACACAAAACCCUAAUUACCCAUGGAAACUCAUUGUCUGUCACUGGGGAAAACUGAUGAAUCUUGUUGGUUCAGCUGCUUUUGCAGCUAAAGAUAAUCUUUCAUCCAAUUUAGGAGUUGCAGUUUACCUUAGUGGAAGAAUCAGGUACCACCAUUCCAGUGCUGGCAAAGGGGAUUUUCCUGGCAUCAGCUGAUGUUCAGCUGAUCUAAGCUGGGGUAGAAUCUCUAGUGACCAAGAAUCAGUGCAGCACAAACUAGAUUGCAGCAACGAAUACCUCCUUGUGCUGUUUGAAUGCUAAGGUAUUGGUUGUCUCAAGUCUACAGCUCCUCUACUUGAGAGGAUUUGGCCUACUGACACAUUACUGUUUACCUCCCGGACCAGGGUGAAAUUUCAGUGGGACUCAGUGUGGUAUGUCUCAUCAUGCAGUCUGUUGCUGAUAAUAUGAAGAAUAAAUUGUUGUAUAUGCUGAUCUGUAUGUUAUGUACAUUUUCACAGUGAUUGAUUCAUUGUAAAGAAAAAAGAAUCACCAUUCUGUCUAUUUUAUGAAAAUGAUAAAGCAGCUUUAUUAAAUUAUUACAAUUAUGUUUCAAAUGGUAUAUCUGCCACAUUGUUUCUUUUUAUCUGAUGGUUCUUUGUUUUCCAACUUAAAUGUGUUUUCUCUGCUUCAAGCAUUUAAUGCAUUUUAGUAUUAAAGGCAAUUAUGGAAUAAAA